Molecule: messenger RNA, 1847 nt
Organism: Nerophis lumbriciformis (worm pipefish)
Lineage: Eukaryota; Metazoa; Chordata; Actinopteri; Syngnathiformes; Syngnathidae
Gene: tctn1
Product: tectonic family member 1
Biological process (GO): cilium assembly; protein localization to ciliary transition zone
Cellular component (GO): MKS complex
Source: RefSeq, a predicted model, not a curated record
ACUAAACAAACAUGGCGGGUUGUGUUGCUAUCUUGUGGCUUCUACUAUUUAUAUUCUUUACUGCUGUUGCCUCAAAUGAAAACACGACUGCUUACAACUUCAAUCUCACGACAGUUUUCUCCGAGAAUGAGACUUUUUAUAAUUUGACCUCAAACGUCACGGAAACCACCACCGUUCCUGACGCCCAGGUUGGAGAGUCGGUAACUAGUGUUGGUGGUUCGGAUCCUCUGGCUGUCUCCGGGCGUCUACCAACCCCCGUCACGGAUGUUGGCAGUGUGUGUUCCUGUGAUGAACACGAGAAUCUAUGUGACAUCAACUGUUGCUGUGACACAGAGUGUCAUAAAGACGUGGCCUUGUUCACCGCCUGCUCACUUCCGACAAUCAGUGGCAACAAGCAUUUGUGCAGCCAUGAUUCAGCAUCCUAUUCUUUACAGUACACCGUGGACGGAUACUCCCAGCUACGGUCGUCUGUCCACAAGGACACCUAUUAUCAGACUUUCUGCAUUCAGUCACAGAAUCGAGUUGAUGGAUUUUCUUUUCUGGCUCCGGUUCUUCCAGUGGACACAAACUUUGACUUGCUCUUCAAACAAUUUAAACGUUUUGUUUUUAGCUCACAGGACGAUAGCGCUCAGAUCUCCACUGCUGUGACAGACAACUUUUAUCAGUAUGGAGAUGUAAUUGUGAGUGCUAAAGAAGAUGGACAAAGAGGAAUAUUUUGGCUGCCAGCUUCCAGUAUUACUGUUGAUUGUGUUGACCACAGCCCUGCAGCAUUUCUAGUGGACAUGAGAAGUCGCUGUUCUCGGCGGGUGGACCUGGAGAAAGACUGCAUCUCUCUACCAGCCCUUAAAGCAGACACAUAUACUAAGAUCAGUCUUUUUGCUCACAAGAAUGAGGGUGCCAAAUUUGGAUGGACAACUGGAUUCAAAAUACCGGUUGUACCUGUGGAGACCUCUUCAGUUGUCUUGCAAUCUUUAGCUGGCACUCAAAAUGAAAUCAACCUCAAUGAAGAGGAAGACAUUAAUCCACAUCUGAUUGAUCAGAACGUGUGUGCUAAUGUUGUCCUGAAGGUUGCAUACAUGGUGACGUACAGUGCUGCAGGUCAAGUAGUGAAAGCUGCUGUGCAACUGCUCCUAGCACACCUUCAUGCAACAUCACUGUCUCUGGAGCAGGAGUUUACUCUCACAUUUCUUCAGGAGAAAAAUGAGAACAUGGCCUACCAGAACAGUGGGAAUCCAGGUUAUUUGAAGGGACAGCCUCUUCUGUCUGGUCGAGCGACUUCUGAAGGAAUUGUGAGAAACCUUGGAGACACGCUGUCCAUUCCCCAGAGCUCAUCACACCACAACUGUUUGAGCAGUCCACAGCAGCGCUCUCCUGUCCUGUUUGGUGUGGAAUCAACAUCUGGCUGCACAUUAAGACUGGAGGAUGCAACCAACUGCUCUCUUGUUUCCCAAAUCAUUCUUGAUGUUCUGCAAGGACAAAACUAUCCCCAGUUUGUUGCCGCAUUUGGAAACUCUCCAUUAGAAAAUGCACUUGACUGGGUGCCCAUCCAGCACACCUACCAUCUCAAGGAUUCCCAGGUUUGCAGUAUCCCCUUGUCACUUGAUUUACAGAUUGAAUGGACUAAAUAUGGACUCUUGUUGAAUCCACAAGCUCAGAUUGUGAGCGUCAAACAAGUUAUCCAAACCAACAGCAGCAGUUUGGUUCUGAUGAACAGAGGCAACAGUGUGGUGUUAAUCAGGAGCUCGGUGAGCUUCUUUGAAGUUUCUGCUUCUGCUCUACCUGGUUACAGAGCCACGCCCACUAUCAACGCCCAGCUGCCUAUAGACUUCUUUUUUCCAUUUGUUUGA